This is a messenger RNA of Branchiostoma belcheri (Belcher's lancelet), 2206 nucleotides long. RefSeq names its product AP-1 complex subunit mu-1. Gene Ontology annotation, biological process: vesicle-mediated transport; intracellular protein transport. The record is from RefSeq and is a predicted model, not a curated record. The transcript is spliced from 11 exons. Lineage: Eukaryota; Metazoa; Chordata; Leptocardii; Amphioxiformes; Branchiostomatidae. Gene Ontology annotation, cellular component: clathrin-coated vesicle; clathrin adaptor complex. Gene Ontology annotation, molecular function: clathrin-cargo adaptor activity. The coding region runs from base 122 to 1390 and encodes 422 amino acids.
GACGUAUUUCACCUUUGACCCGCAUUUCCGCUCCGCCAUCUUGGAAAAGAAGACAGUGGGGGGACGUGGAAGUUUUGUCGAUUUUGCGGAAGAAAACGGCAAAGUUGACAACAUUUUCAAGAUGUCUUGCUCUAUGCUGUACAUUCUAGACUUGAAGGGGAAGGUCAUGAUUUCCCGUAACUACCGUGGAGACAUUGAGCCGUCGGUGAUCGACAAGUUCAUGCCUCUGCUGAUGGAGCGGGAAGAGGAACUGCAGACGUCACCCAUCAUCAGUACUGAUGAGGUCACGUUUGUGUACAUCAAGGUCAACAAUCUGUACAUGGUUGCCACUACAAAGAAGAAUGCCAAUGUGGCACUGGUGUUCAGCUUUCUGUACAAAGUAGUGCAGAUUUUCAUGGAAUAUUUCAAAGAGCUGGAAGAGGAGAGCAUCCGAGACAACUUUGUCAUCAUCUAUGAGCUGUUGGAUGAAGUUAUGGACUUUGGCUACCCUCAGACAACAGACAGCAAAAUCCUACAGGAGUACAUCACACAGGAGGGCCAUAAGCUGGAGACCCAGGUACGGCCGCCCAUGGCUGUCACCAACGCCGUGUCCUGGAGGUCAGAGGGCAUCAAGUAUCGCAAGAACGAGGUCUUCUUGGACGUGAUUGAGUCGGUCAACUUACUCGUCAGCGUAAACGGCGUUGUCUUAAGGAGCGAAAUAAUCGGCGGGAUCAAGAUGAGGGUUUACCUGACCGGGAUGCCCGAGCUCCGCUUGGGACUGAAUGACAAAGUCCUGUUUGAAAUCACUGGUAGAGGGAAGAGUAAGUCUGUAGAGCUGGAGGAUGUGAAGUUCCACCAGUGCGUCCGUCUGUCCCGUUUUGAGAACGACCGCACCAUCUCCUUCAUCCCUCCGGAUGGAGAGUUCGAGCUGAUGUCAUACAGACUCAACACACAUGUAAAACCGCUGAUCUGGAUUGAGUCUGUGAUUGAGCGACAUUCCCACUCCCGUGUGGAGUACAUGAUCAAGGCCAAGUCUCAGUUCAAGCGCCGCUCCACGGCCAACAACGUGGAGAUCAUCAUUCCCUGCCCGAGCGACGCAGAUUCCCCCAAGUUCAAGACGACCGUCGGGAACGUGAAGUGGGUCCCGGAGAAUAGCGCGAUGGUUUGGUACAUCAAGUCCUUCCCGGGUGGUAAGGAGUACCUGAUGCGUGCACACUUUAACCUGCCGAGUGUUGAGAGAGAGGAGACGGAGGGACGGCCGCCCAUCGCUGUCAAGUUUGAGAUUCCCUACUUCACCACCUCAGGGAUUCAGGUUCGCUACUUGAAGAUUAUAGAGAAGAGCGGAUACCAGGCACUUCCCUGGGUCAGGUACAUCACACAAAAUGGAGAUUAUCAACUAAGAACCAGCUAGAGGACAGAGAAGUCAACCCAACUUCUGCAUCUUAGUACACAGCCAAGACAUGUGCAGAUAUUAGUGAUGAAUAAUGAAUAAUGAUAAAGUUAUCUUGUUAUCAGAUUGGCACAUAUAAUUUGGACAAAAUAAAAAUCAUUGCUUUUAGACAUAGCCAAAUGCUGACAAUGAAGGUAGAAUAAUUGAUACUGGGGUAUCUUUGUUUUACAACUAUGACUGCGUUGGUAUUGUAAACUAUGAUAUCUGUGAGAUGUAUUAAUUUGUGUAAAAAAAAAUCAGGGUAUCAUGAUGUUUAACGGUUCUAGGAUGGGGUCAUGUUUCUUGAAAUCAACAAACUGUUUGCAGCAAAACUAUGACCAGAUGUAUUUUGUACAUGUACAUUUUGUGAGAAGGUGUCAGAAUUUGCUAUGUACUACUAUUAUACCCAAGUUUUCUGAUCAUCAGAUAUGUAAAAUCUUUUCUGUCUGCCUUGACACAAGUUGUCAGUGUCAUUUCCUGACAAAACUGACAUGAUUAUUGUGUCUUUUUGAAUCAAGUAUGAUACUUCUUGCCUUCUGCAACUGAACUGAACAUUCUAUGAAGGAAAACCAAAGGGGAUGGAAGCGUCCAAAGAUAUUCUGGUUAUGUUCUGACCGAGGACAAACAAAACAAUUAUUCACAUGCAGCUACAUUGUAACCAAAACACUGAUGACCUGCAAACUAUAUCUUCUAAGCUGCACACACAAGAUAAAAGGAUCUGGCAAAAUUUUUAGUCAACAAUACUAUAGUAUCAGGCCUGAUUUUGCAAACAAUAAAUCAUAUGCUCUGAGACUAUAA